CCGCUCCUUCCAUCCCUCCUUCCCUCCCGGGAAGUGCUUGCCCGGAAUGCGCGUCCGGGGCUUCGCUGACUAGUUUGAAGGGUGGCGGGCCUGGGGAACAGCUGAUGAGGGCAAAUACAGAUUUCUAGACCCAACUACGGCUUAUAUACAGAUAUAUAUAUAAAACAUACAUGAUUACGUGUAUCCGUAAAAGGAUAUUUAUGCUGACCUCACAAUGAGAAAUGAGCCCGUUCCUGCUUGCAAAGGCAAGCGACAUUCCUGUGCUAGCUGUGACUUCUCGGUCAGACCUGGGCAGAGUGAGAAGGCUAAGCCUGACCCACCCGAAAGAACAGACCGGCCCGGUGGUCCCCGGGCUCUGCACCAAGCUGCUCACUUGAAAGAAGAGACCGUCCCCAGGCCCUGCCGUGGCUCCUGCAGCAGCACGUUGGAUCCCCAGGAGGAAUGUUGUACAGAGAAAUCAGUGCUUGCCCAGCCAACAUUUGUUUUUGAAAAGAAGGAUCGUCUUUUGAAGCGUCCUGCAGAAGACCCAGUUUGCAAAGCUGAAAAUGAUUUCACUAGUUGUUCCAGAAAACGUGCAAGAUCAUCAUCUUUUACUUUCCAAAAGUCUGGCACUCAGCCUAACAUUGAUACAGCUCUCACACAGAAAAGAGGGAGAUCAUCUUCCUUUACCAUCCCUCCUACCUUCCCUCCCUCCCAGACAGUAAAGAAGAAUAACAUAUUCAUGACUGCAGCUCUUCUUCGAAGAAACCCUGACUUCAUAAAAAGUACAAAAGAAGGAUCCUUGUCACCAAGUCAAUUGCGGAAUGUCAUUAGACCUGCCAUUUUACAACCCCCACAAGCCAUGACCUGUCCUGAAAAUCCUGUAGUAUCUCUAGUGACUAAGAAAGAAGCAUGUGUUCAGCUAUCUGAAGACAGCUCUUAUUCCUCAGCUGAGUAUUCAGCAAGUUCCAAAACAGCAGCGAGGUCAUCUACUACCAGAAAUCUUUCUAACUCUCAAACACCACAAAGUCAGUUGCUUGAAGAAAGAAGUGUAAAAACCAGCAGCAGUUCUGAUUUUGUGUUUGGGGAAAACAUGGUCGAAAGAGUUUUGAGUCCUGGGAAGCACCCCAAGCUGUGUAAUGAAGCUGAUUUAUACAAAGGAGAAAUAACAUCCAUGUACAUAGGAUCUUCUUAUGUUAGUCCACAAACAAAAAGAGCUUUGUUGAGAAAUGCAACACUAAUUGAAUCAGCAGCUGCUUUUAUUUCCAAGCCAAUGGAGAAAAUCCUGUUAGAUAAAGUUGAAGUUAUAACUGGAGAAGAAGCAGAACACAAUGUAUUGCAGAUCAACUGCAAACUCUUUGUAUUUAAUAAGCUUUCUUUAACCUGGACUGAAAGAGGCAGGGGAUCCCUGAGGCUUAAUGACACUUCAAGCAGCAAACAUGGAAUGUUGCAGUCAAGGCUAAUUAUGCGAAAUCAAGGCAGCUUGAGACUGAUUCUCAACACCCGACUCUGGGAACAAAUGGUUAUAAAAAGAGCAAACAGAAAAAGCCUGUGCUUCACUGCAACAGACCAAGAGGACCACUCUGUUCAAGUGUUUCUAACUCAGGCAGGCUCAAAAGAUACUGAAGACCUGUAUGCAGCAAUACAUCAUCGCCUUGUGGCAUUGAGAAGCUUUGCUGAGCAAGAGCCAGAUGCUAAUCAAGCAGAUGCAGAGUCAGAAAUAGCUUUUCAGCCAUUAAAUUGUGAUAGUGAUGAUGAAGAUGAUGAAAAAAUAAAUCCAGUGAGCAGCAGUGGAUCUGAUCAUUCUAGAUGGAACCGCAGGCAGCCCGUUGUCUGCUCAUGACAUCUCCCAGAGGUUACAACAGCUCAGUUGGGAAUUCAUCUUCCCAUGAUGUCUAAGCUGACUCAUCAGCCCCUGGAGGGAGGAACUCAGAUGUGUUCUACUUUAUGGCUUUUAAGUAAGGAUUAAUUUUAGGCACAGCUUAAGUUAACAUAUUAAGAAGGAACUUGAGAUGCACUAUUGGGGAUUAUAAACAGCCUGCUUUGCACUGGGAUGUGAAUGGCUUCCAGUAGUCAAGAACAGUUAUAAAUACUUCUGAUUUUAGAAUUAAAUAUAUUUAGAUGCAUUAUUAGAGUAAGGAAUUUUAUAGGGAAUAAAUGUUUAUUCAUCAUAUUG
Molecule: messenger RNA, 2155 nt
Organism: Manacus vitellinus (golden-collared manakin)
Lineage: Eukaryota; Metazoa; Chordata; Aves; Passeriformes; Pipridae
Gene: RANBP3L
Product: RAN binding protein 3 like
Exons: 15
Coding region: 215-1822 (535 amino acids)
Biological process (GO): protein export from nucleus
Cellular component (GO): cytoplasm; nuclear pore
Molecular function (GO): GTPase activator activity
Source: RefSeq, a predicted model, not a curated record